UGCCACCCUAGAGCUCCCUUCUGUAGAAGGAAGAGUCGUUAACCCCUCCUGCCUUGUCCUCUGCCGGCUCCGUGUGCCCAUUCUAAGCAGAUUCAUCCUACCUUUGGGCAGUACACUCCCUGAUCACUGUCUCCUUGCCUGCCCCUUCUCCCUGCCUCCUGUACUCUCUCCAGCUUCUUGGUCCCAUCCUGAGCAGUGUCAAGCCACCUCCUUCCUUUGUUCGGCCGUCUUGAUGCUUCCUUACCUGUUCCCCACCCUCUUUCCCUGGCAGCUCACUCAGUUCCCUCGGCCCUGGAAACCAGCCUCUAGGGGCAGAGGGCAUCAUGAGGGAUCCCUGAGAAAAGGGAGGAUGUGCCAGGUUAGACAGUGGGAGCUAGAAUUCUCCUGGGACCGUGGUCCCUUCUCCGCGUGUGGUCCAGGCCCUUUCCCUGACUUCCUACCCCUCCUGGGGCUCUGUCCCACCAAAAAGGGAAAGAGACAGCUGAGAGCUGACUGUGGGGUUUGGGAAAAGACUAUGUCAUCAGCUGGCCCAGUGCCUAUGAUCCAUCCGGCUGCUAGAGAUUCCCCUCCCCUGGGCAAGUCCCAUUUUUUUUUAAAGGAAAACAAAAACUAGAUUUUUGGGAAGCAAUGAAACACCCAUCUGAGUCCUACCACCAGAGCUCCUGGCUGAAUGGCUUAUAGCUCAGCCAAUCGUAGUGGCUCAGGAUGCUUAAAAGAGCUGGCGCGGAGAAAGGCUGGGAAGAACUCACAGGGAGACCCACAGACUCAUAGACACGGGAGAGAGAGGAGGAGAAAGACAGAAACAAAGGCACGGCGGAAGGAGGCAGAGAGAGGACAGGCACAGAAGCGAAGCCAGACAGAGUCUGAGGGAGUGCAAAAGGAGAGGCCAGAGAAGCUGCAGAAGACACAGGCAGGGAGAAACAAAGAUCCAGGAGAGGAGGGUGUGGGAGGAGAGUUUGGAGGAACCAGACCACUAAGGCACCUCUCCUAAGCUUAAGGGCCAAGUUUUCUCCAUCUCCUCUGAAGGUCCCCAGACCCUCUGAAAAUUCUGCCUCUGACCCUGGCUGGGGUCCGAGCCCCGAGGCUGCAGAGAGGAGUUUUCCAAAGCCAGGGCAGGGAGGACUUGGUGCCCAGACGGCCUCAGUCCCUCCCAGCUUCAGCACCAGUGCCAUGUCCCGGACGGACUCGCAUCCCGGGAGGGGCUUGGCGGAGUGCUGCCUGUGGGGAAUCCAACCCCGCCUGCUGCUCCCCAGCGUGCCCGUCUCCGAGCUGCUUCUGCUGCUGCUGGCCUCCCUCCUGCCCUCAGCCUGGCCGGCCAGCCCCCUCCCCCGGGAGGAGGAGAUCGUGUUUCCAGAGAAGCUCAACGACACCGACACCGUCCUGCCUGGUUUGGGCACCCCUGCCAGGCUGUCCUACCGCUUGCCAGCCUUUGGGGAGACGCUGCUACUAGAGCUGGAGCAGGACCCCGGCGUGCGGGUGGAGGGGCUGACGGUGCAAUACCUGGGCCGGGCGUCUGAGCUCCUGGGCGGGGCAGAGCCGGGCACCUACUUCACUGGCACCAUCAACGGAGAUCCGGAGUCGGUGGCAUCUCUGCACUGGGAUGGGGGAGCCCUGUUAGGGGUGCUGCAGUAUCGAGGGACCGAACUCCACAUCCAGCCCCUGGAAGGAGGCACCCCUAACUCUGCUGGUGGGCCUGGGGCUCACAUCCUACGCCGGAAGAGUCCAGCCAGCGGCCAGGGCCCCAUUUGCAACGUCCAGGCUCCUCCCGGGAGCCCCAGUUCCAGCCCACGAAGAGCCAAGCGCUUUGCUUCAGUGAGUAGAUUUGUGGAGACCCUGGUGGUGGCAGAUGACAAGAUGGCGGCGUUUCACGGUGCUGGGCUAAAGCGCUACCUGCUGACGGUCAUGGCAGCGGCGGCCAAGGCCUUCAAGCACCCAAGCAUCCGCAACCCUGUCAGCUUGGUGGUGACUCGGCUGGUGAUUCUGGGGCCAGGUGAGGAAGGGCCCCAAGUAGGGCCCAGUGCCGCCCAGACCCUGCGCAGCUUCUGUGCCUGGCAGCGAGGACUCAACACCCCCGAGGACUCGGACCCUGACCACUUUGACACGGCCAUUCUGUUUACCCGUCAGGACCUGUGUGGGGUCUCUACUUGUGACACUCUAGGCAUGGCUGAUGUGGGCACUGUGUGUGACCCAGCUCGGAGCUGUGCUAUCGUGGAGGAUGACGGGCUCCAGUCAGCCUUCACUGCUGCCCAUGAACUGGGCCAUGUCUUCAACAUGCUCCAUGACAACUCAAAGCCAUGUGUUGGUCUGAAUGGGCCUGGGAGUACCUCCCGCCAUGUCAUGGCUCCUGUGAUGGCUCACGUGGACCCCGAGGAGCCCUGGUCCCCCUGCAGUGCCCGCUUCAUCACUGACUUCCUGGACAAUGGCUAUGGGCACUGUCUCUUAGACAAGCCAGAGGCUCCCCUGCAUCUGCCUGUGACUUUCCCCGGCAAGGACUACGAUGCCGACCGCCAGUGCCAGCUGACCUUUGGGCCUGACUCACGCCAUUGUCCGCAGCUGCCGCCGCCCUGUGCUGCCCUCUGGUGCUCUGGCCAUCUCAAUGGCCACUCCAUGUGCCAGACCAAGCAUUCACCCUGGGCUGAUGGUACCCCCUGUGGGCCCGCACAGGCCUGUAUGGGUGGCCGCUGCCUCCACGUGGACCAGCUCCAGGACUUCAAUAUCCCACAGGCUGGUGGCUGGGGCCCCUGGGGAUCGUGGGGUGACUGCUCUCGGAGCUGUGGAGGUGGCGUCCAGUUCUCUUCCCGGGACUGCACACGGCCCAUCCCCCGGAAUGGUGGCAAGUACUGUGAGGGCCGCCAUACCCGCUUUCGUUCCUGCAAUACCCAGGACUGCCCAACUGGCUCAGCACUGACCUUCCGUGAAGAGCAGUGUGCUGCCUACAACCACCGCACUGACCUCUUCAAGAACUUCCCAGGGCCCAUGGACUGGGUUCCUCGCUACACAGGUGUGGCGCCCCGGGACCAGUGCAAACUCACCUGCCAGGCCCGGGCACUGGGCUACUACUAUGUGCUGGAACCACGGGUGGUAGAUGGGACCCCCUGUUCUCCAGACAGCUCCUCAGUCUGUGUCCAGGGUCGCUGCAUCCAUGCCGGCUGUGACCGCGUCAUUGGCUCCAAAAAGAAAUUUGACAAGUGCAUGGUGUGCGGUGGGGAUGGUUCUAGCUGCAGCAAGCAGUCUGGCUCCUUCAGAAAGUUCAGGUACGGAUACAACGAUGUGGUCACCAUCCCCGCGGGGGCCACCCACAUCCUGGUCCGGCAGCAGGGUACCCCUGGUGUCCGGAGCCUCUACCUGGCCCUGAAGCUCCCCGAUGGCUCCUAUGCCCUCAAUGGUGAAUACACGCUGAUACCCUCCGCCACAGACGUGGUCCUGCCCGGGGCAGUCAGCUUGCGCUACAGCGGGGCCACUGCAGCCUCGGAGACACUGUCCGGCCACGGGCCCCUGGCUCAGCCUUUGACGCUGCAGGUCCUGGUGGCUGGCAACCCCCAGAACGUACGCCUCCGCUACAGCUUCUUCGUGCCCUGGCCAACCCCUUCAACGCCACGCCCCCCUCCCCAGGACUGGGUGCACCGCAAGGCACAGAUUCUGGAGAUCCUCCGGCGGCGCUCCUGGGUGGGCAGGAAAUAACCUCACCGUCCCGGCUGCCCUUUCUGGGCACCGGGGCCUCGGACUUGGCUGGGAGAAUGAGGGGUUUCGGCAGCUGCCUCGGACCGAGACACAGUUGGGGAGGGGCUGUGAGGUGAGCCCGCCCCUCCUCUCUGCCUUACCGAGCAGGCUGGCCCUGCCCAGGUUUCCUGCCCUGGAUGGCUGGUGGAUGGAAGGGGCUGGGAGAUAGUCCCCUAUCUAAACUGCCCCCUCUGCCCUGCUGGUCACAGGAGGGAGGGGGAAGGCAGGGUAGACCCCGGUUGUAUUUAUUUAGUAUUUAUUCACUUUUAUUUAGCACCAGGGAAGGGGAUGAGGGCUAGGGUCCUGGGGAAACUGACCCCCUGCCCUCGUAGCCCUCACCCUGUCUAGGAAAUCCAGGGUGGUGGUGAUAGGUGUAAGUGAUCUGUGUGUGUGUGUGUGUGUGUGUGUGUGUGUGUGUGUGUGUGAGGUUCCUCCUGCCUAGCUUUCCUCUCCCUGAAUUUUCUUUUCUGGGAGAGGAAGAGUCAAGGGUAGGAUAGGCCUUCAGGGAGUAAGGGAUUAUCAUAUUUUUAAAUAUAAAUUGAAUUCUGCUAUUUAUGUGCUCCUUUUGGAGUCAGACAGAUGUGGGUUGCACCCUGGCUCCACAUCUCUGAACACUAGUUUCCUCAUUUGACGAUAAUAAUACCUCCCUUGGAAAUCUGUUGUAAGGAUUAAUGUAAAUAAAGAACUAGCAUAAUGCCUAGCACUUGGUAAGUGCCCAACAAAUGUCA
Molecule: messenger RNA, 4448 nt
Organism: Lagenorhynchus albirostris (white-beaked dolphin)
Lineage: Eukaryota; Metazoa; Chordata; Mammalia; Artiodactyla; Delphinidae
Gene: ADAMTS4
Product: ADAM metallopeptidase with thrombospondin type 1 motif 4
Exons: 9
Coding region: 1171-3681 (836 amino acids)
Biological process (GO): proteolysis; extracellular matrix organization
Cellular component (GO): extracellular matrix
Molecular function (GO): metalloendopeptidase activity
Source: RefSeq, a predicted model, not a curated record